AUGGGCCUGUUGCAAAAGAUUGUUCGCAAUGAGACGACGAGAAACGACCCUCCCGAGAUAUACAACGCUCGCGUCAUUCUCGUCAGUUUAGUGGUAACUUGCGGCGGUGCCCUCCUCUUCGGCAUGGAUAUGGGCAUUAUCGGAGGUGUAUUGACCAUGGACACGUUCAAGAAGCAAUAUUGCCUUGAGAACCAGCCCAAGGCCGUGCUGGCCAACCUGGAGUCCAACAUCGUUUCCGUCAUGCAAGCGGGAGCUUUUGCGGGUGCCUUGUUCUCGACAUGGCUUGCCAACAGAGUUGGUCGACUAUUCUCUCUCUUAAUCGCUUCGCUACUGGUCUUCAUCGGCGUGGCACUCCAGGCAGCUGCUAGUGGACAUAUCGAGGCCAUGUACGUGGGCAGACUCAUUGCCGGAUUCGCCAUUGGAAUUGCUUCAUCUGCCAACCCGCUUUACGUCUCCGAGAACGCACCGCGAGGUAUCAGAGGUCUCCUCACUGGACUCUACCAGCUCAGUAUUGUGACUGGGUUGACGCUUGCAUUCUGGAUCAACUAUGGCUCUCUCCUCCACAUCAAGGGCCACACACAGUACAUCCUUCCACUGUCACUGCAAGCAUUUCCAGCUGUCAUCCUCUCCAUCGGCAUGCUUCUCAUAAACGAAUCUCCCCGUUUCCUCGCCCAAAGAUCUCCUGAUAAAGCUCUAGCCGUUCUAGCAAAGCUCCGACAUCUCCCGGCUAAUCAUCCAUACAUUCAACAGGAGAUGGAGGGCAUCUCCCGCCAGCUUGAGGAAGAGAGGGCCCUGUCCCGUAACGCCAACCACUUCACCCUCCUGAAGGAAGCCUUCACCAUCAAGUCUUACCGUAGACGUAGUAUGCUCUGCAUCACUCUAAUGAUGUGGAGUAACCUAACGGGCACUAACGCAAUGACAUAUUACAGUCCACGGAUCUUUGCCAGUGUUGGGUUGACAGGAUCUUCGACCGGCCUCUUUGCGACUGGCGUGUACGGCAUCAGUCUGUUGUGGACUGGGAUCGUCCAGGGCAUCGCUCUCUUCUACGUUGGCUUCUACAUCCGCUUUGAUCCGCCCAUCACCGGUGAGCUCGUCACCGCUCCGGGAUACGUCGCUCUAGUAGCCAUCUACAUAUUUGCUGCCACCUACCAGUUUGGAUGGGGCCCUGUCGUCUGGACCUACAGCUCCGAGAUCCCUCCCGCUCGUCUCCGCGCCGUCAUGAUGGGCAUGGCCACAGCAAGUCAGUGGCUUUUCAACUUUGUUGUCGCCAAAGCUACGCCAAGCAUGUUUGCUACGCUUGGUGAAGGCGGGUUCGGAACGUACUUUGUUUACGGCACUUUUUGCUUCAUCAUGGUUGUGUUUGCGUAG
Colletotrichum phormii is the source of this 1368-nucleotide messenger RNA. RefSeq names its product general substrate transporter. Gene Ontology annotation, cellular component: membrane. Bases 1 to 1368 code for a protein of 455 amino acids. NCBI's taxonomy places the organism in Eukaryota, Fungi, Ascomycota, Sordariomycetes, Glomerellales, Glomerellaceae. The transcript has 8 exons. The record is from RefSeq and is a predicted model, not a curated record. Gene Ontology annotation, molecular function: carbohydrate:proton symporter activity. Gene Ontology annotation, biological process: transmembrane transport; carbohydrate transport.